Messenger RNA from Neogale vison (American mink), 2557 nucleotides. RefSeq names its product stanniocalcin 2 (gene STC2). The transcript has 4 exons. Gene Ontology annotation, biological process: intracellular calcium ion homeostasis. The coding region runs from base 906 to 1814 and encodes 302 amino acids. Lineage: Eukaryota; Metazoa; Chordata; Mammalia; Carnivora; Mustelidae. Gene Ontology annotation, cellular component: extracellular region. Gene Ontology annotation, molecular function: hormone activity. The record is from RefSeq and is a predicted model, not a curated record.
AGCGGGGGGGAGGAUGGAACAGUUGCGCAAGCCAAGUCCUAUCUAGUGCUUCUCCUAUCUCAGUUCGAAAGGUGUUUUUUUUGUUGUUGGGUUUUUGUUUUUUUUUUUUCUUAAUGCAAAGCGUCACAAAGCCAGGAAUUCCCAUCUGUGCUCAGUUUGCCCCUAGCGUCACUGUGCCCAAGAAACUCCAAUCUGUCAAGGCUCGGGUCUGGGGAGCUCACUGAAUUCCAAACGACAGAAAGAGGAAACUUUCCCGGCAAGAUGCGGGUGUGAUGCGAGCCAGGGGCCCGGGGAGUGGGAGGUGGGGGGAACGACGCUGUCCCAGCGCAGACCGUCUGCUCCCGCUCUUCUUUAGUCGCAAUCGGAGCUGGUAUUUGCUUUUAUUUUUUAAAGUGCGUUCGGCCAUUGCCCUGGAUCACCCGCACACGCGUCUCCGGCCGCGCUCACACACACUCAUACACGCAAGCAAACGCGCUGCCGGCGCCAGGUCGGCAACUUUCUGGGGCGCUCCCGGCGGAGCUCGGCUUCCUCCUGUAGUAGUUGGGCGCAGGCCCCGCCUCCCAGUCGUGUUGUCAAACGGGCCGGGGUCUCGGAUUGGUCCAGCCGCUGGGACAACACCUGCUCGACUCCUUCAUUCAAGUGACACCAGAGCUUCCAGGGAUAUUUGAGGCACCAUCCCUGCCAUUGCCGGGCAAUCGCGGCGCUGCUAACGGCCUGGUCACAUGCUCUCCAGAGAGCUACGGGAGGGCGCUGGGUAACCUCUAUCCGAGCGGCGGCCGCGAGGAGGAGGGAAAAGGCGAGCAAGGAGGAAGAGUGGGAGGAGGAGGGGACGCAGCCAAGGAGGAAGAAGAGGAGGAGAGCACAAAGAAUCCAGGUCUCCGGGCGGGAGGUUUACACACAGAACCAUGUGUGCCGAGCGGCUCUGCCAGUUCGUGACCCUGGCUUUGGUACUGGCCACCUUCGACUCGGCGCGGGGGACCGACGCCACCAACCCGCCGGAGGGUCCCCAAGACAGGGGUUCCCAGCAGAAAGGCCGCCUGUCCCUGCAGAACACAGCGGAAAUUCAACACUGUUUGGUCAACGCUGGCGAUGUGGGGUGUGGUGUGUUUGAAUGUUUCGAGAACAACUCUUGUGAGAUUCGAGGCUUACAUGGGAUUUGCAUGACUUUUCUGCACAACGCUGGAAAAUUUGAUGCCCAGGGCAAGUCAUUCAUUAAAGAUGCCUUGAAGUGUAAGGCCCACGCUCUGCGGCACAGGUUCGGCUGCAUAAGCCGGAAGUGCCCCGCCAUUAAGGAAAUGGUGUUCCAGUUACAGCGGGAAUGCUACCUCAAACACGACCUGUGCUCUGCCGCCCAGGAGAACACACGGGUGAUGGUGGAGAUGAUUCACUUCAAGGACUUACUGCUGCAUGAACCGUACGUGGACCUGGUGAACCUGCUGCUGACGUGCGGAGAAGAGGUGAAGGAGGCCGUCACCCACAGCGUCCAGGCACAGUGCGAGCAGAACUGGGGAGGCCUGUGCUCCAUCUUGAGCUUCUGUACCUCGGCCAUCCAGAGGCCCCCCACGGUGUCCCCUGAGCGCCAGCUCCAGGCAGACAGAGCCAAGCUCUCCAGGGUCCACCACGGGGAGGCAGGUCACCCCCUCUCAGAGCCCAGUAGUCGGGAGACUGGCCGAGGUGCCAAGGGAGAGCGAGGUAGCAAAAGCCACCCAAACGCCCAUGCCCAGGGCCGAGCCGCCAGCCACGGGGGCCAGGGAACAUCUGGAAGCAGCGAGUGGGAGGAGGAACAGUCUGAGUAUUCCGAUAUCCGGAGGUGAAACGAAAGGCCUGGCUGGGAAAUCUUUCCUCCAUGCCGUCCAUUUUCUUCUCUAUGGACAUUCCAAAACAUUUGCCAUUAAAGAGGGGGGAUGUCUACACGCAGGAUUUGGUGGGAAUUGCGGACUUGAUGCAGGUGUGUGCUAGCGGAACGAACAGGUGAGGCAGAGGUGACCUGGGCAGCAGCGAGGUCUCGGCUGGGCCCGUGGAGCGUUCCCACACUUGCACAUCCCUAAGUGAGCGUGCACGCGGCCUCCUUGCAACUUUGUCUUCUUUCCAUCCGUGGAGCCACUGGGCGGCGGCCUGCGGUUUGCUCUGCUGUGGGGGAGUUGGGCCGGGGAAGGGCAGGGGUCAGACUGGACCGCACACUCGGUGCUGGGCUCCAGGCCCGCAGCUCUGGUGCUGUCUUGGCAGAGGGCGGGCUGGAUCCGGGUGCAGCAGUGAAUGUGAAAACCGCCCUGGGAGUCAGAAGGGUGGAGAGGAGAUGGGGGCUGUGUGGGUGCUUGGUGCCAAAUGGAAGUUCAGUUUCUUGCAUGGGGCCUUGAGGUUUGGAGCUGCUGGGGACGGGGAGGGCAAGGGUUCUAAGUGUAAUUUCUGAGCCAUUGUUCCGUCUGGGGGACCAUGUCCGAGGGAGUGGUCCCUGUGGGUCUGUAUAUUAACCACUGCUUCGAAUCUCUAUUUCACUUUUUUAUUUAUCCAGUUACAUCUACAUACCUGUCGUCUAAAUAAAUGGCUUUUGAACAAA